AUAAAAAUAGACAAUAAGUUGAAUACAGGGGCCAAAUAUGGCACAACUCAACUGAAAUGUGAAUAUUCUGGUAAUCCUCAGCCAAAAGUCCAAUUCUUUAGAGAUCUAAGGAAUAAAGCGGAACUUAAGAGUGGAGGGAAUAUACAAAUCGAAGUAAUACCUCAUUCAACGAAACCUUCGACUUGGAUCUCAACGUUUACUCUCAAACGGGUCACUGAAUCAGAUGCCGGACAAUAUCUAUGCAUCGCUCAGAAUGAAUACGGAAGAGAAACCGCUAUUAUUAAUCUCAAAGUGGAUGAACACAAGACAACGUAUCGCAAUACCAGUGCGUGUUGUAAAUCUGAAGGCGUGUCCGAAAACUGUUUGGCAUUUUGUAAAUUGGAUAUCGAUUUCAACGCUGUC
Messenger RNA from Medioppia subpectinata, 402 nucleotides. The record is from the annotation of a GenBank genome assembly. NCBI's taxonomy places the organism in Eukaryota, Metazoa, Arthropoda, Arachnida, Sarcoptiformes, Oppiidae.